Molecule: messenger RNA, 672 nt
Organism: Lingula anatina
Lineage: Eukaryota; Metazoa; Brachiopoda; Lingulata; Lingulida; Lingulidae
Biological process (GO): cell surface receptor protein tyrosine kinase signaling pathway; protein phosphorylation; multicellular organism development
Cellular component (GO): plasma membrane; signaling receptor complex
Molecular function (GO): ATP binding; transmembrane receptor protein tyrosine kinase activity
Source: RefSeq, a predicted model, not a curated record
AUGGAGUACCAGACAAUGGGCAGCCUGCAGCGAGUUUUAUGGAAUGGUCGGGGAAACACAUACUACAGUAAUAUAUACGGCUGUAGCAAGUUUACAGCACAACAGGUUCUUAGGUUUGCCUAUGAGGUAGCUUGUGGGAUGACACAUAUAGCGGAACUGGGGUAUCUCCACCGAGACCUGGCAACCCGCAAUGUGCUCGUGGACGAACAUUUCACUUGUAAGAUAUCAGAUUUCGGUUUGGCGCGCGACGUUAGUCUGAUUCGAGAAUACGAGAGCCGGUCACAGGGAUUCCUACCUCUCCGCUGGAUGGCACUUGAAUCAAUCAAGGACAGCGUCUACACCACCCACAGCGAUGUGUGGUCUUUUGGUAUUCUUAUGUGGGAGAUAGUGACUUUGGGUUGCACUCCGUACCCAGGUAUCUCCAGUAUGAUACUACGACAACAACUGGAGAAUGGUUACCGUAUGAUGAGACCUAAACACUGUACACAUGAGGUGUACCGCAUCAUGUACCGCUGUUGGAGAGAGCCACAGGCUUUUCGCCCUUCGUUCAAAGAGUUGUGCCAACAGUUGGAAGAUCUGAUCUUUAAGGCUCAGAACUAUGUGGACUUGGUCAAUAUAGAUGAAAGGCUUUUCAAGGGCCUAACACGAUGUAUUCCUGGUGAAAAAUACUAG